Cuscuta europaea is the source of this 5506-nucleotide messenger RNA. Lineage: Eukaryota; Viridiplantae; Streptophyta; Magnoliopsida; Solanales; Convolvulaceae. The record is from the annotation of a GenBank genome assembly.
GUAGUAUUCAAGAUGUUGCUAGACUGCUAGUCGCCUAGAAUCAAGAAGGGACAAUCAUCGGUUAAGAAUCUAAGAUAACAAAGCACUUUUUAGGCUUUUUAGGCUUUUGCAUUGUUUUAGGGGAACCUCAAACGUUUCCACUAAAACUGUUUUUAGGGGAACUAAAAGGACACGUACGCUACGCUGAUCACAAAGCAGCCGUUUGGACUCCCGCCAGGAAGUGAUCGGUACUAUUUAUUUAUUUCUUCUUCAAAAUCACUAAGUAGACAUUUUCACAAACAGAAAAUGGAGACGAUCCCCCACCUCCCAUGGGAAAUAAUUGUGCACAUUUUUUGCCGGUUACCCGUGAAAGAUCUGCGUCGCUACAGGUGCGUAUCGAAGUCCUGCUGCUCCCUGAUCGGCAGCCGUCAUUUCAUCAACCUCCACCUCAAGCACUCUCCGGAAUCCACUUCCCAACUCGGAUUCGUGUUCGGAGGCAGCAAGGAUCUCUGCUGGGCUGCCUUGAACGAUCUCAACUCGUUCGUUCGACUCACUUACCCUAUAGACAUUGGGACUGGGAUCAGCGUCCACGGAAGCUGCAAUGGAUCGCUUGCUAUUAUGAACCCUAGUUCGGAUAUGGCGAUUUGGAACCCUUUCAUUCGCAGGUACGUCAGUUUACCCAUCUCGGAUCAUUUCCAGUCCUUUCCUAUGCAUGAAUUCGAAGUUUUCCUCACCGGAUUUGGGCAUGACCAGGUUACUGACGACUAUAAGUUCAUGAUGUUGAUCGAAUUUCAUGGGCUCUUUCGGAGAUCAUUUCACCGCGAAUUCAAGGUUUAUAGUUUGAAUGACAAAUCCUGGAAGAAAAUUGACGAUUUCCCUAAUCACAUUAGUUAUGGCCGUAAGAAUGGGGUACUUUAUGGGAAUGCGUUGCACUGGUUGGUGAAAACUAAACCUGAUAAUUCCAACCUGAUUUUGGCCUUUGAUGUUGUCACCGAAGCUUUCGGAGAGAUUCAGCUUCCUGAAAACAAGUGUAUUUGUGUGAAGCUUGUGAAUCUAGGAGGAAAAUUCUGUGCUGUAAUGCUGACUACAAUGUCACCCAGAGUGGAGGUGUGGGAGAUGAAGAAAAACAGAGUCAAAGAGUCUUGGGCUAUAUUAUUUUCUGUUCCACCUACCAAUCCAACCCCCCCUUUCAGCUUUACGAUUCCAAUUGCAUAUUUGAAGAACGGUGACCAGGUUUUGCUUCAUGACAGUGCAAAACUCUUCGUGUAUGAUAUCAAAAGAAAGGUUCUGAUAAAAAAUGCAGCAGGUUGUGCUUUUCCUGAAAUUUGUGAUGCCCUUAUUUGUAUGAAAAGCCUGGUGGGACUUGAUUUUAGUGAAAGUACUUGGAAUGCUAAGAAGCACACUGCUAAACAGAGAGAUGAUUUCCUAUCCAAGGGAUUCAAGCUAGGUUUAUAAAGUGAUGCAGAAAAGCUGGUUGAAGCAAGACAACAAAAGCUCACAUUUUGGUUCCGAGAAUUGAGUUUUGUGGAAUAUUCAUGAUCAUGAAGUUCAAACAUUUUGCGACUGAUGCUGAUUUGUUUCGACAUCAGUUUUUGUUCUCUUCAUGAUCACUCUGCCUGUUACCUGCUGUUGAUUUUGGAAUUUUAUCAUCUAUAUUUGUUUUCGGAAUUUGGCAGACGUAAGUCUCUAGCUUCUAGCUUUUGUACUGUUCAAAAAGUCUCUAUAAGCUUCUAGUUAUAUGUUUGGCAUGACAAUUUUUAAGAGCUUUUCAAAAAUUAAAAGAUUUUUUUGAGAUGCUACAAGGAGUACCAUUUGAAAAAAGCCCGUGACUUUUAGUAUUAAUUAGUCCUAACAGCUUGUAUACUAAACUGAACUAAAUCAAAUAGUUAGCUUUUUACCAAGCAGCUACCACAUUUUCUCUUUAAGAUCUUUUUAGUCACUAAAAGCUAACGGUUAUUAAAAAGCUCACAAAAGUAUCUUUUCAGCUAGUUGUGCCAAACAUAUCCGUAUUCUACUUUUCAUACGGUAGCAUUCAAAAAGAACUUCUUUAUCUGUCUUAGAUAUGGACAUUUUACCUGUCUUAGAUAUCCUUCUUACAUUCAUAAGAGACUUUUCGAACAUAUUAUAAAAUAAAACUGAUUCACUAUAAUUUAACUAAAAACUAUUACUCCACCCGUCUUAUUAAACUUUACCAAUUUUCAUUUUUAAUCAUCUCAAAAACUUUGUCACUUUUUCAAUUAAAGCAACUAAUUUGUGGUUAUGCUCAUUUCUUUUUCCUUUGCACAUAAUUCAAUCACAGAGCUUUUAUUUUUCUUAUUUUUCACCUUUUUCAAAGGUCAGAUAAUAUAGUGUUAUGCUCACUUAAGUAGUUAAGUUAUAGGAACCAUCUAUCACUUAAAUCUUGAGUUAAGGGUUAGAUUGGUCCUUGAAGUUUGCAUAAAAAGGGUCAAAUAAGUUUUUAUAUAGGAGACUCUAACCAUCCGUCGCAAUUUGGGGUGGUUCCCUGUGGAAUUUUUUGAUGAUUUUUUUGGGCAUCUUAUUCAUUAAGUCUAGUUUACGCAUAUCAAAUUUCAGCUAAAAAUUCAAUCGAGAAGACAUUCAAAUGAAGUUUUGAAGAUAACUGCGCAGUUAAAAGCGCAAUUACCUUCAAGAAUUCAUUUGAAUGUCUUCCCGAUUGAACUUUUACCUGAAAUUUGGUAUGAGUAACUAGACUUAAUGAAUAAAAUGCUCAAAAAAUUUAUCACAAAAUUUCACUGAAAACCUCCCCAUUUGGCGACGGACCGAUAAUAAGGAUUUAUUUGACCGUUUAUCCGUUUUGCUUCGAAUUCUGACCUCCACGAUCACACAUACUUGUAUAACCCACCUCAGCUGCAAUAUUCCUCCCAUGAGUUCCACCCCACUCUGGAAUGAACUACUUAUUACCUCUACUUGAUCUAUCUCUAUGACUUACAUCCCUCACCCAAGAUCCAUACAGCUUACUCAAAUCCUAGGGAGGAGAAUUUGACAGUGUGUCCAAUAAUACUAUAAACAUAAAAGAAGUUAGGGAGGUAUUCAUGUUUAAAAUCUGCCCAAAACCAAUAUCAGUUCUCGUUCCCUGUUUUCAUUCUUCUUUUCAAAAACUUCCUAAUAUCCAGACAAUCCAUAAUCCUAACUCCUAAGAUAUACUCCCCACCACCGAACAGAUUAACUUUAACAAACUUCCCCAUAAAAUUUCAAUUCCUUACGCUACGUUUAGGGUCAAUAAUCCCAUUAGCAGAUUAUGGGUUUGUACUCAAAAUUUUGAAACAAUUAACGGAACUUUGAAUGACAAAUAUUUUGAAAUAAGAACACACAGUACAAAAAGAUAGGACCAUUCACAAGGACACGUUUCACAUCGAUUUUACAAUAAAAGGUAAAAACAUAACUCUUUUCUCUUUUUUUUUCUUGAUUGCAUCUCCUUUAAUUGGCCUCUAAAUUGCAUCCAUAAUAUCAAUAAAAAUUGGAAACUUUAUUGUCUCAUUAGUAAUAAGCGUACCAUGGUAAUGAUCAUGGGUGAAAAACCCUAGGCACUCUAUUCACUCAUCUUCUAAGAAUGUUAGUUCAUACUCCCUUCGUUCCAAAAAAUUCUUCCCGGUUUGACUUGGCACUCUUAUUAAGAAAGUGGAAUAAAGUGGAAAUGUAUGGUUGUGGUUGUGUAAGAAAAAGGUAAAAUGAAUGUGAGCCACACAAAUUGUCCAAAAUGGGAAAGUGAGAAGUAUUUUUGGAAACAACCCAAAAAGGAAAGUGAGAAGUAUUUUUUGGAACGGAGGGAGUACAAUUUUACUAUGGGUAACCCAAAUUUACCUCAUUUCUUACCCCAUAUAAAAAUCCUCUCUCCUCCCCCCACUUUUCUUCUCCCCCUCCCCCACUUUUCUUCUCCUUCCCUCCCUCUCUCCUCCCUCUUUUCUUUUUACGCAGCCCCCCUUCCCCAUCCUCUCCCCUUUCUUUCUCUUUUCUCCAAAUCUUGAUUUCUUCCCCAUUUCAACAUCUCUCUCCAUCAAAUCUUCCCAUUUUUACAAUCUUUUCUCCCUCCAAGCUUCUUCUCCUGCUUCUCGCCUCUUCUUCUUUUUCGUUUCAAAUGCUAGAGCUACAGUAGAUCGGACGAAGGGGAGAGCUGGGUGACGUUGGAUAGCUUGACAUGGGGAGACAACGACGAAAAUGCAAACCAAGAAGCUUUGAAUGACUUGAGAAGAUCUACUUUUCUUGAUCUUUUUCUUGAUUUUUUGGUGUGUUUUCGAAAAAAAGAGUUGUCUGUCUGACAGACAACUGUAAGUGCAGUGUCUGUAUUUGUUAGUAAGACUCGUGAAGUUGUUUGUCAUUUGAUCGUUAGUUGUCCGUAUUUGUUAGACUAAUGUUUUGAACUUCUUCGCUAUAAAUUAUUAUUUCUUAUAAAAAAGUAUAAAUACCUAGCAUAAAAUCAAUUAUCUCUAUGUAGGAUUUUUAACUAAAUUCUUUUCAACGAAUAGAUCUGAAUAGGGCAGAAUAGAUCACACUUAAAUAGAAUAUAACAGAUCAGACCAAAUUGCUUACUUGAUCAAGUUAAAUCAGAUUUAGGGAGUGUUUGGGAUUGCAUCUAUUUUUAAAAAGUGAUGUUUAUAGUGGUUUUAGAUAUAUUACUUAAUAGUAAAUGUUGGUAGUGUUUGACAAAAAGUGCUUUUGAAAAAGUAAAAAAUGGUAAUAUUUGGUAAAAAACUUUUUUUAUGUAACAGAGGAAGUGAAAAGCAAUUUAAAGCACCCUUUACAUGUUUCCAACUUUUAGAUUUUAAGUGGUUAAUUUAAGCAAAAGUUGUCCUUUAAUUGCAACCUCUUACUAACCUUGCUGAUCCUUAGGGUGUCUUUGGGAGUUGGUUUGGGUGGGAGUAGAAGAUAUGCGAGGGCUGAUGACCUCCUAUUUGCGUUUGAGAGUAUAAAAAUGUGGAUGAAUGGUUUUUGAAGUUUUUGUGAUCCUCCAAAAUCUCUCAAAAGUUCAAUUUUAAAGUUCUUCCGAAAUGAGAGGUUUUGAAGGAUAAUUAACUAAAUGAUAGUUUAAGCUCGAUUUAAAACAAAUAUAAGUUCAACUAUUUGAAUUCACCAUAUCUCAUAUGCGAUUUUUAUUAUAAUUGUAAUACUUGAGAUUUAAUUCAAAUGGAUUAAUAGUACUACUCAUACUAACAAGGUGCAUCUCCUUUUUAAGGGAGCUCAUCAACUAAGAACUCCAAAUUAAGCGUGCUUGCACGGGAGUAGUCGUGGGAUGGGUGAUCCCCUGAGAAGUUUCUCAAGGCGCGCAUGAGUGAGGACAAAGUGCGCGGAAAAAGCUAGUGACGGUUUGUGAGGACAGUACUAGAGGUCUGGAGGGUGUGUAUGAGUAACUACCUCGGGCCCUAUGGGGCGGGGUGUUACAUGUGGUAUCAGAGCAACCCUAUGACAAUGCGCUGAUCUGUUGGAUAUCGGGUAGACACUUAGCAGGGGGAAAGAUUCUGUAUAUUCAAAAAUUUCAAAAAUUAAAAACAUCUAUUUGGGUCCCACUGAG